Messenger RNA from Aphidius gifuensis, 424 nucleotides. RefSeq lists its product as uncharacterized. Bases 1 to 333 code for a protein of 110 amino acids. Lineage: Eukaryota; Metazoa; Arthropoda; Insecta; Hymenoptera; Braconidae. The transcript is spliced from 3 exons. The record is from RefSeq and is a predicted model, not a curated record.
AUGAACAAUCAUACACAAGCUCUUGACGUAGUUUCUCUCAAAAUUGGUAUUCCAUAUUUUGAGUAUGGAUAUAUACCAACUCAAUUUUUAGAUAAACCAAUGUAUGCAUGUGUCCAGGCUGAUUUAGAAUAUGGUGAAUCUCUCUGGUACUGGAUUGAUUUUGAACAGCGUUCUCCGCUAUAUCAAGACUAUAACGAAUGGGUAUUAUUAUGGACGAAAGGAUUUCUCCGAGAUGAUCUUGUUGACACAUGUUUUACUAUUCCAGAACCACAACAACGAUUCACAAUGUACUUGAAUGCAACAUCAAAUAUGACCUGUAUGAAAAAUUCAUAAAAAAAAAUUAUAUAUCAAUAUUUAUCAUUCAAAUUGUUACAGCCGAAUUAAAUAAACAUAGAGCUUUCGAUACAAUUCAUGGAAUAUAUGU